Molecule: messenger RNA, 4067 nt
Organism: Coffea eugenioides
Lineage: Eukaryota; Viridiplantae; Streptophyta; Magnoliopsida; Gentianales; Rubiaceae
Product: ATP-dependent zinc metalloprotease FTSH 12, chloroplastic-like
Exons: 20
Coding region: 89-3211 (1040 amino acids)
Biological process (GO): mitochondrial protein processing; protein-containing complex assembly; embryo development ending in seed dormancy
Cellular component (GO): chloroplast thylakoid membrane; m-AAA complex
Molecular function (GO): ATP binding; ATP-dependent peptidase activity; metalloendopeptidase activity
Source: RefSeq, a predicted model, not a curated record
GUCACUGCCAAAGCCAAAGCGCCAAUCAUUGCUCAUCUCUGGUUCAUUGCCGUGCUGGCUCACUUAGGGUUAAUGUACUUAACCAACCAUGGAGAUAAGCACAUUGAAUUAUGCGGCCGGCCGUCACCCAUUUCAGUUGUCCUCCACUUCAACGCCACCAACUAUAACUGCCAAACAACACCUCCUCCUCAGCCCUAACAUUCCUCCUCCUUCCUCUACUCUUUCAAACUUCUUUCUUCUUCCCGUGAGCCGCCCUUUUGCUCCAUUUUCUCGCUUCACUUACAUGUCUAAGCUCUCCUGCCAUAAAAAAUCCCAAAGGACCCCCAUUUUAGCUUCCUCUUCUUCUUCUUCUGAUUCUACUAGUAAUGAUAACCCUCUCGACCACUCCGCUUCCGAUGCUGCUGCUGGCUUCUCUUGGCUCCAUCUUUCUCGCCGCUUCUUUACAAAUUUCAAGCAACAAACCGGUAUUGAUUUUCAACAUGACGCUAUUGCCACACUGGCUCGGCUCGCUGCUCCACUUCGUCGCUCUGUCCAGUUGCCCCACUCUGCGCUGGAAAGGUUUAGGUCCCACUUACUUCCCGAUUUCGUCAACUGGAAUAAAUUGGAUCGCUGGAAGGACGUAAAGAAUUGGGAAGCCAAGAGAAUUGGUGUUCUAAUUCUUUAUGCACUUGUUAUGGUGGCUUCUUCUCGAGGAAUUUACAAGGCAAUUCAAGUACCUGUUAUUAAUCGAGAAAGAAGAGAGCUGGCUGAGGCAUAUAUGGAGGCUCUCAUUCCUGAGCCUACUCCCACAAAUGUCAGAAAGUUCAAAAAGGGUUUGUGGAGGAAGACAACUCCAAAGGGCCUAAAACUCAAAAAGUUUAUUGAAGGACCUGAUGGAACGCUUGUUCAUGAUAGUUCUUUUGUUGGGGAAGAUGCAUAUGAUGAUGAUGAUCAUCCCCGGGACAGUGUAAAAGAAAUUAUAGACCAAGAUGUGAAAUUGAGCAAAGAAGAGAAGAAGGUUUUGAAAGAAGAUUUAACAAUUUUGGGAGAAAAUCAGGAGAGUCAAGGAACUUGGCGUCAAAGGCUUCAAGCAUGGAAUGAAAUCCUUCAGAAGGAUAAGUUAGCUGAACAAUUAGAUUCAUUGAAUGCCAGAUAUGUAGUUGAGUUCGAUAUGAAAGAAGUUGAGAAUAGCCUGCGCAAAGAUGUUCUUGAAAAGGUCAAGAACAACCACGGAAACCGAGCGCUGUGGAUUUCUAAAAGAUGGUGGCGCUACCGCCCUAAACUUCCUUACAUGUAUUUUCUUCAAAAACUUGAUUCUUCUGAGGUUGCUGCUAUUGUUUUCACAGAAGACCUGAAAAGGUUGUAUGUGACAAUGAAAGAAGGGUUCCCAAUGGAGUAUAUUGUAGAUAUGCCACUUGAUCCUUAUUUGUUUGAGAUGAUAUCAAGUUCUGGUGCUGAAGUUGAUCUCCUCCAAAAGCGGCAGAUUCAUUACUUUCUUAAUGUUGUCUUUGCUUUGCUGCCUGGAAUACUGAUAUUGUGGUUCAUAAGAGAAUCUCUGAUGCUUCUUCACAUCACUUCAAGACGUUUCCUUUAUAAGAAGUACAAUCAACUCUUCGACAUGGCUUAUGCUGAAAAUUUCAUUUUGCCAGUAGGGGAAGUUGGGGAAACAAAGUCUAUGUACAAAGAAGUAGUACUGGGAGGAGAUGUCUGGGAUCUACUAGAUGAGUUGAUGAUAUACAUGGGAAAUCCCAUGCAUUAUUAUGAAAAAGAAGUGAAGUUUGUGCGGGGUGUGCUUCUCUCUGGACCUCCUGGAACAGGCAAAACACUUUUUGCCCGAACUCUUGCAAAGGAAAGUGGGUUGCCUUUUGUUUUUGCUUCUGGUGCAGAGUUUACAGACAGUGAAAAAAGUGGUGCUGCAAGAAUAAAUGAAAUGUUUUCUAUUGCUAGGAGAAAUGCUCCUGCUUUUGUUUUUGUUGAUGAGAUUGAUGCUAUUGCUGGGAGGCAUGCCCGAAAGGAUCCACGAAGAAGAGCAACAUUUGAAGCUCUUAUUGCUCAGCUUGAUGGAGAGAAAGAAAGAACAGGUGUUGACAGGUUCUCAUUGAGGCAAGCUGUCAUAUUCAUCUGUGCUACUAAUAGGCCAGAUGAAUUGGACCUAGAAUUUGUUCGGCCUGGACGUAUUGACCGUCGUUUAUAUAUUGGAUUACCUGAUGCAAAGCAACGUGUACAAAUUUUUGGUGUGCAUAGUGCUGGUAAACGACUUGCAGAGGAUGUUGAUUUUGAGAAGCUUGUAUUUCGGACUGUUGGAUAUUCAGGAGCGGAUAUUAGAAACCUAGUGAAUGAAGCUGGAAUAAUGUCGGUGAGAAAAGGGCAGACUAAGAUCUACCAGCAAGACAUUGUAGAUGUAUUGGACAAGCAACUGCUUGAGGGUAUGGGUGUGCUUCUCACGGAGGAAGAGCAGCAGAAGUGUGAACAAAAUGUGUCUUUUGAAAAGAAAAGACUUCUGGCAGUACAUGAAGCUGGACACAUAGUCUUGGCACACUUGUUCCCUCGUUUUGAUUGGCAUGCAUUUUCUCAGCUUCUACCUGGUGGCAAGGAAACUGCUAUAUCUGUGUUUUAUCCUCGAGAAGAUAUGGUUGAUCAAGGUUAUACAACCUUUGGCUACAUGAAAAUGCAAAUGGUAGUUGCUCAUGGUGGGCGAUGUGCUGAACGUAUUGUAUUUGGGGAUGAUAUUACUGAUGGUGGACAAGAUGAUCUGGAAAAGAUUACAAAGAUUGCUCGAGAAAUGGUGAUAAGCCCCGGAAAUCCUAGGUUGGGGCUUACAGCUUUGACAAGAAGACUUGGACUGGUUGAGAGACCAGAUAAUCCUGAUCGUGAGCUUAUUACAUAUAAGUGGGACGAUCCUCAUGUUAUUCCUGCUGAUAUGACAGUUGAAGUUUCUGAACUAUUUACCAGGGAGUUGGCAAGAUACAUUGAAGAAACAGAAGAAUUUGCAAUGAAGAAAUUAAUGGAGAACAGGCACAUACUAGACAUGAUUGCAAAGGAACUUCUUGAACACUCAAGGAUAACUGGAUUGGAAGUCGAGGAAAAGAUGAGAGGACAAUCGCCACGUAUGUUUGAAGAUUUUGUGAAGCCUUUCCAAAUAAAUUUGGCUGAGGAUGGACCAUUGCCUCACAAUGACCGUGCGCGUUAUCAACCGCUGGACAUCUAUCCUGCACCACUUCACAGAUGCUAGGUAGGGGUUCAUCCUCCCAAAUGUGUGAUUGGUUGGGAUUCAUAGCAUAAAUUCUUGAAUUAAGAAAAAAAAUAUUAUGGAAUUCAAGAAGGACAAAGCAAGCUCAUUCUCGUAUGUCCUGAACGUUCCUAGAGAAGAUACUCCCCUAGUCGCCCCUAAUGGCUAUCAUCUCUCUUCCAGAACAAGACUUUUGCUAAUGUCUUCAUAGCUAUAGUGGGAGCAGGUGUCCUUGGCCUACCCUACAUAUUCAAGAGAACAGGGUGGGCGAUGGGCGUCCUUAUGCUCUCCUCGGUAGCCUUCCUCACGUACCACUAUAUGAUGCUCUUAGUCCACACGCAGAGGAGACUUGAAUCCAAUCUGAAGUCUCCAAAGAUCAAAGAUAUAAUCACGACCAAUUUUGGGCAGGGACUAUUGAGCAGCCUUUGUUUAGUUGGGUUUGUGCAUUAACCUAUUCUUUACUUUCCCACUGAUGAUGAACCCCGUUUAUGAGGUGGUGGAGAGGAGAUUCUAUGAAGCCAGGUAUUGCUUGUGGAUGAGAUGGGUUACGGUUUUGGGAGUGACGGUGGUGGCUCUCCUAGUGCCAAAUUUUGCUGAUUUCUUGUCUCUAGUUGGGAGUAGUGUAUGCAUCGUUCUGGGUUUUGUUUUGCCGGCUUUGUUUCACUUGAUCGUGCACAAGGAAGAAUUGGGGUGGCAAGGUUUGGCUCUAGAAGUGGCAAUUGUAGCACUGGGUUUAGCAUUUGCGUCUGCGGAACAUGGACUUCCUUGAAAGUAGCGCAUGAUAGAAUUUUCAGUGUUUAGAAUUUUAUUAGAAUUAUUGUUAAAUAAAAUUCCACAAAAUGGUGGCUUUACUCCAGAA